AUGUCGAAUCCCAUUAUCACACUACUAGCGACUGAAAAAUUAGGCGGUGAUAACUAUGUUAAGUGGAAAAGUAACAUGAACAUACUAUUGGUCUGCGAAGACUACAAAUUUGUCCUAGCGGAGGAAUGUCCUCCUGAACCCGCGGCAAACGCAUCCAAAACCGUAAGGGAGCCUUAUGAUCGCUGGAUUAAGGCCAACAACAAAGCCAAGUGCUUUAUGCUGGCCAAUAUGAGCGAUGUGCUUCGCAAGAAGCAUGAUGAGAUGGAGACUACUUAUGAGAUAAUGGAGUCUCUAGAAGCCAUGUUCGGCGCUCCCUCUGAAAAGGCUCGUUUGGAUGCUGUUUGA
Messenger RNA from Morus notabilis, 345 nucleotides. RefSeq lists its product as uncharacterized. The record is from RefSeq and is a predicted model, not a curated record. The transcript has 2 exons. Lineage: Eukaryota; Viridiplantae; Streptophyta; Magnoliopsida; Rosales; Moraceae. The coding region runs from base 1 to 345 and encodes 114 amino acids.